UUACAGCAAUAAAAAAUGUUUUCUCCCAUCAAUUUAUCUUCACCUAAAUCAUUUCAAGGAAGAAAUUUGACAGGCACUGCACGCGUUAUACAUGAUUUAGUUGCAGACAUUCAUGCAAAUAUACAACAAUGGAAUAAUUUUCAUAUUCAAGGAGUUACCUACUUAAAAGAUAUAACACAACAUAAAUAUAAUAAAAAUUAUUCUGAAAUUUUACAAAAUUUAUGUGAUAAGUUAGAAAAUAUUUGUGAUAAUCUGGAUAACAUAGUAAAAAACUUAGAACAAAUUAAAUAUAAAUUAAUAAACAUAUCAGCUUUGCAAAAAACUGAUGAUAAAUUGUUUAUAUCAUGGCCAACAAUCAAGUUUGGUGAGGCAGCCGAAACUAUACAUAAAGCAUAUGAAAUGGAAGCUAAAUUGAAACGCAAUUUACUUGAAAAUGUAGCCCAUAAUUAUACAGAAUCUUGGAAAAUGCUUCAUCUUGCGACAUGGGUAUAUGAACCUUUUAUAACUGAAAAUUUAACGAUUUUAUUAAAUUCAUUGUUUAUUGAAACUGGUCAUAAGUAAAAGUUCAAUGCAAUUUAAGC
Molecule: messenger RNA, 581 nt
Organism: Pogonomyrmex barbatus (red harvester ant)
Lineage: Eukaryota; Metazoa; Arthropoda; Insecta; Hymenoptera; Formicidae
Product: cyclin-dependent kinase 2-interacting protein-like
Source: RefSeq, a predicted model, not a curated record